Messenger RNA from Dictyostelium discoideum AX4, 585 nucleotides. RefSeq lists its product as hypothetical. NCBI's taxonomy places the organism in Eukaryota, Evosea, Eumycetozoa, Dictyosteliales, Dictyosteliaceae. The record is from RefSeq and is a predicted model, not a curated record. Bases 1 to 585 code for a protein of 194 amino acids. The transcript is spliced from 3 exons.
AUGACUGAUUUUGAUAUUAGUGAUUCAGAAGAAAAAGAUAUUAGAAAAAAUGAUGUAAAAUGGUCGCCACAUAUAAUUCAAAAAAUCUUUGAUAGAAAUAAGGCCAUUAUUGAUGCUGGUUUACAAAAAUAUACCGAUACUAGAAUUCUCUUUAUUUUAGAUGAUAUUAUUGGUGAAGAUAGUUUUAAAAACGAUGAAGUUUUAAAAAAUGUUUUUAUUUUGGGUCGUCAUUAUCAUGUUGGAUUUAUGAUAUUAACACAGUAUGCUUAUGCUCUUCAUCCAUUGGUUAGAGGUAACACUGAUUAUGUUUUAACCACACUUCAAUCACAAAAUCGUCAAAGGGAAGCCAUUGCAAAGGAUUAUGCUGAUAUUGUUGAUAGAAAUGCAUUUUAUGAACUUUUGGAUAAAAAUACUACCGAUAAUCAUCUAUUGGUUAUCGAUUUAUCAAAGCCAACCAUUAAUGUCGAUGAUGUUUUCUCUCGUUUCAAAGCUGAUAAUCCAGGGCCAUUUAGGGUGGGAUCAGAAAAAUGCUGGGAUAAACAUGAAAAACAAAUUCAAAUGAUAUAUAAUAAAAAGUUGAAGUAA